GCCCGCAGACAGACAGUCUUUCCUCCGUUCAGACAUGUGGCUCCUGAUUGCCUUGCUGUGGCUGCUGGUGUGGGCAGCUGGUACGUACUGGUACCUGUUCGGGAAGCCGAGCGGCUUCUCCUUGGAGUCGGUGAGACCGCCUGGACCUCGAGAGUUUGACCAGAAGAAGAGAGACAAGAUCAUCAAGCAAGGUUUUAGUGCUAACAAAGUGCCGGAGAACCUGGAUGUGAUCGUGAUCGGCAGUGGAAUCGGUGGACUGACAGCAGCAGCCACGCUGGCCAAAGCUGGGAAGAAGGUUCUGGUUCUGGAGCAGCACGACCAGGCGGGAGGCUGCUGCCACACCUACAUAGAGAAGGGCUUUGAGUUUGACGUUGGCCUUCACUACAUAGGUCAGGUCCACGAGAACAGUCUCCUGCGGAUCGCCUUUGACCAGAUCUCUGAAGGACAACUGGAGUUUCAGGAGCUCAACCCUCAUUUUGACACCAUCGUGAUCGGCCAGGGAGGCCACAAACGAGAGUACACCAUAGUCUCUGGUAAAACGGAGAUGAAAACCCACCUGAUGAAACAGUUCCCUGAUGACACUGAAGCCAUCGAGGCUUUCUUCAAAAUCAUGAAGGUCUCAGCGAAGAAAACUCACUAUCUGGCCACUCUGAAGCUGAUUCCUCAGUGGCUGUCUCUGUUCCUGCUCAAAUCUGGGAUUGCAAACCUGGUGUCUCCUGUUUUCCGUCUCUCAGGCACACGUGCAACGGAUUUUGUGAACAAUUUAACCAAAAACAAGGAUCUACAAGUCCUCUUUUCCUACUUUUUUUAUGGUGUUCCUCCAAAAGACUCCAGCCUUCUGAUCAACGCCCUCCUGUUCCACCACUACAAACGUGGCGCCUACUACCCCAAAGGCGGUGCCAGCGAGAUCGCGUUCCACAUCAUCCGCACCAUCCAAAAGCACGGCGGGGACUGUUUAGUCCGAGCUCCUGUCUCUCAGAUCCUGGUUGAUGACAAGGGGGCGGCUUACGGAGUGAAGGUGAGGAGAGGCCCGGAAGAGGUGGAGGUUCGUGCUCCUGUGGUGGUUUCAAACUGCGGCGUCUUCACCACCUUCGAGAAACUGCUCCCUCCAGAGAUUCAAGUCAAGCAGGAGAUCCAGGACAGACUGAACAUGAUGAAACACGGCAGAGGGUCACUUUUGGUCUUCUCUGGCUUUGACGGAACUGAGGAGGAGCUGGGCCUGGUGUCCACUAACUUCUGGCUGUACAAGGACAAUGAUAUGGACAAGUCGAUGGAUGAAUUCUUUGCUUUAAGCAAAGACGAAGCCCCCGACAACAUCCCAAUGAUGUUUGUCACAGUACCUUCAGCCAAAGAUCCAGAGGCCAAAUUACGGCACCCAGGAAAAUCCUGCAUGACCAUACUCACCAUGGUUAAGUAUGAAUGGUUCGAGGACUGGAAGGACACAACUGUGCGCAAAAGGGGGGAUGAAUACCAUAACUACAAAAUGAGAUUUGCUAAAAACCUCUUUGAUUGGGCCUGCACUUUAUUCCCCAAAAUCAAAGAUAAGUUGGUGUUCCAGGAUGUGGCUACCCCACUCACCAACACACACUACUUGGGGUCUCAGCGGGGAGCCAUGUACUCUGCAGAGCACAAUCUGGAGCGUUUUCACGCCGAGGCGGUGGUCAAGAACAGGUGCAGCACCCCUGUCAAAAACCUCUACAUCUCAGGCCAAGAUGUGUUCAGCUGCGGAAUAGCCGGUGCUCUUCAUGGAGGACUCCUCUGCGCCUCCACAGUGUUGGAUCACAUCGUCUAUAUUGAUCUGCUUCUCCUGAAAAAGAAGCUGAAGAGGAGAAAAGCCAAAGAGCUGGCCCAGCUGGCCAAGAAGAAGCUGCAGUGACAACUGCAUUGAUUCCCUGCAGGACAAUGUUGAAGCUCCUCCCCUUUGGCCUGCCGCUGCCUCCCACAGCUCAGGCUGAGCCAACAGCUGCAGCUGCAACCAGGCUGACAAAAGAGAAGAAGAGCAUAUACAUUUAUAUAUAUAUAUAUAUUGGUGACAGGAAGACGGCCUGAAGAAACAGGUGAAUCCAGAUAAAGGAAAAAGGCUGGGAGGAAAAAUCAAACCUUCCAGCCUUCAAACUUUAAUAAAAUUGAAGCAAAUGUUCCACUUAAGUCAGAAGAUUUACUGAAGUGUGUUUUACUGAAGUGAAAAAAGAGAUUACAGGUGAAUUCUCCUCUGUGGGGGAAAAGGUUGGGCCAGUUUUGAGAACUAUUUCCUUGCUUUUCCGCAGUUUUUUCCCCUUUUGCCAGAAAAUCCGUCAUAGACCGACACAGAGCAAGUCCAUACAGUAAAACCAUGCAAACAUCGAAACAGUUUUGAAAUAUUCCUCCAAACGUCCUGCUCUGAAACGACACAGACUCUUAGCUCUCAGACAUGUCUGUACUUCCAUGUUCACAUUUUCCAGCUGUCCUGUGGAAGCCUAAUCACAGGAUGCUGGCAGCCUUUUUGAUCGCUUUUGAGCUUUUAUCUCACAUUUUGAAAGAUCUAACUUUCAAUUUAAAUGCUCUUUAAUUUUAAAAACUGUUUAUGGAUUCGACGAUUGUUUUACACAAAUCCAUAAUGUCAAGGAUUUAGUAGAAGACGGGACCUUCAGAAUAAGAGCUUUCCCCUUUAAAACCCCGUGGUGACGUGUGCCCCAACACACUUCUAUCCUUCCCAGCUGGAUUUCCCUGCAAGGCUGCUCCUCACUUAUAAAUUAUGAUUCAUGUUGGAAUUUGGAUCAGAGCAGGCAAGACAAAGGCAGGCAACAGAGAAAAGCUCGGUUUCCACUGGUGUCUGAUCCUCUCAGAGAUGAAUCGUGCCAUCAAACGAAAGCAGAUUGGAUUGUUUCCCAUGUAUUUAAAAGUGACACAUAUUUGUUGGAUUAAGUUUCUUACUCAGGUGAAGCAAGAAAGCUGCAAACUUUUCAAAAUAAAGGUUCAAUUUGAAAUGUGCAGUUCAUGGAUUGGAGUUUUGAAGAAAUUUGCAAGCAUCUGAACUUGAAAAAGAAAAAAUGAAACCCUAAAGUUUUGCUCGGCUAUUGUGUUUGCAAUGCAAAACUAUCCAUUUGUGUAAAUAUGAAGUAAAAACUGAGUCCUUCAGCGGAAAAUGCUUGAAAAUAGCUAAUUUCAAUUCAUCUUUGAGUCUUUUUUUUUUUUGCUUUUGCUUUUUUUCAGUUGCCCCUGACAGUAGAGUGGGUUUUGAUGUGAUCAGAGACAGCUCUCGGUGGUUUCUGAACACACUCGACAGAUCUUUGGAUCUUCUAUCUUCCAGAUUUAUCAGCAUUGAAGACACAAAACAAUCUUACUUGUUGUCUUUAGAUAAACUUAACGUGACCAAAUGACAUCCGUUGGUUUUAAAAUGGACCUUUCCUGGUUUCCUGAGUCCUGCUCUUCCUCACACCUUCUCCAGGUUUUUCUUUCUGCUCUACAGUUUGCUGAGACAUGCUCGGCUCUUGAUCUUGACACACACCAGAUGUUUGCUGUUCCACUUCACAGAGAUGUGGGAAGCAUUUGACCAGAAGGUGGCAUCCUUCAGGUUCUGACCUGCUACUGGUGCAACAUUGGAGUUUAUUUCUGUUAAAACAAUAUUCCUAUAACAUUAAAAAGAAAAGGAAAAAAAAAAAAACAAUUGAAGGAAUUUAAUGGCAUCAAAGACAUGUAUGGUAUUCUGUCAGAGCUUAUAGACUUUUAUUUCAAGGGGAGCAUCCUGAACCCAAAUCUAUCAGCUGCUGAUUACCAGGUGAGUUUUAACAGGAAAAAAAACUACAAAAGGUAUUUGGAAAACACAUUAGACACUGACCCAGAAUCCUUUCUGUU
Oryzias melastigma (Indian medaka) is the source of this 3834-nucleotide messenger RNA. Its product is annotated as inactive all-trans-retinol 13,14-reductase. The transcript has 12 exons. Lineage: Eukaryota; Metazoa; Chordata; Actinopteri; Beloniformes; Adrianichthyidae. Bases 35 to 1876 code for a protein of 613 amino acids. Gene Ontology annotation, molecular function: oxidoreductase activity. The record is from RefSeq and is a predicted model, not a curated record.